AUCACACUGAGAUACCACUAUCCACCUUCUAGUAUUGUAAAAAUUAAAGACUGAUAAUACCAGGUGCCUAAAAGGAUAUGAAGCAACUGGAACCCUUUGCAUUGUUGAUAGAAAUGUAAAUUGACACAACUUUGGAAAAUGAUUUGGCAGUAUCUCCACAGGUACAUACAAAUCUACUUUACAAUCCAGCUAUUCCACUCUUGGAUUUCUAAUAGAAAUGAAUGCUAUGUCUCCCAAAAUAUGUAAGAUUGACCAUAGAUUUAUUAAUAAGAAAAACUGGAGGGACACCUGGGUGGCUCAGUCAGUUAAGUGCCCGACUUCAGCUCAGGUCAUGAUCUCACAGUUUGUGGGUUUGAACCCUGCAUCAGGCCCUGCACUAACAGUGUGGAGCCUGCGUGGCAUUCUCUCUCUUUCCCUCUCUCUCUGCCCCUCCCCAAUUCAUGCUUUCUCUCUCUCUCAAAAAUAAAUAAAUAAACUUAAAAAAAAAAAGAAAGAAAAGAAAAAACUGAAACCCACACAAAUGUGUAUCAAUACAGAAUGAAUAUAUUGUAUCAAGAUUUAGACUAUGGCAGCCUGCAGGCAAAAUAUGGCCCGUCACCUAUUUUGGUAUGGCCAAUGACCUAAGAAAGGUUUUACAUUUUUAAAUGGUUGAAAAAAUAAGAGUAGUAUUUUGCAAUAUGUAAAAAAUUAUAUGAAAUCCAAAUUUCAGCGUCCAUGAAUAAAGUUUUCUUGGAAUACAGCCACACUAAUUUGUUUACAUAUUAUCUAUGGUUGCUUUCAUGCUAGAAUAGCAGAGUUGAGUAGGUGUGACAGACAACAUCUGGCACAUAAAACCAAAAAUAUUUAUUUGCUGGCUAAAGGACUCAUCUCGGAGUCUUAAUGUUGACAAAAACAUGCCAGGCACAUGUCAUUACAUUGAUUGUAUUCAAAUGAAGUUCAAGAAUACACAAAAGUAAUCUGUGGUGUUAGAAGUCCAAAUAAUGGUCCCUUCUAAGUAGAGUCACAGUUGACCAGGAUGGGGCACAAGGGAACAUUCUGGCAUUUUGGAAAUCAAUGUUCUUUAUCUUGAUCUGUGUGUGGUGAUUGCCUGUGUAUGCAAAAAUCAUGGAGGUGUAUAUAUAAUAUUUGUAGACUUUAUGUAAAUUAUUCCUCUAAAAAAAAGACUAAGGCUGAAAUUACACUUUUUCUCAUCUCUCUUCAUUUCAAUAUAAAACUCAUUUUUCAAAUUAUUUGCCAGAUGAAAUUCUUGUUUCUCCAAUUUAGGUAGCCACUGGUAACUGUUUAAAUUUAAGUUUAUUAAAAUUAAACAAAAUUAAACAUUCAUUCCUUGGUCAAACUAACCACACUUAAGGGGCUUGAAUAGUCAUAUGUGGCUAGUGGCUACUAUACUGGACAGUGCAGAUACAAAACAUAGAAUUGAGUUUUACAGAAAGUUCUAUUGGGCAGCUGUACUCCAAAAACUUACAUAAAAGUUCAUUUUAAAGGUGAGAAAACUGAAGUUUUGAGAUACCCAGUGCUGCAUUCACUUCUUUUCCCAUAUUCACUGCUACAGGUGAACUCACAAUGUAUCAUUCAUUUAACAUUUCUAUAAUUAUAUAGGAAUCUAUUCUAAAUUCAUAACCAUGCAAAGAAAAAGCAUUUUGUAAGUCAUAAAAUACUUAGAUUGUCUAAUUAAUCCCAGGCAUCACCCUUAUAGUCACACUGUUCCCGAGACACUCUCACAAUCCCAAAUGGAUCACACGCGUAUCCACUAACAUGCCUCUUACAGUCUCAAACACAAUCUGAUACACAGCACAUUCCCCACAGACCUCUCUUCCCCUGCAGAAGACACUUGGAUAACAAACACAUGUCCGUGAAGUGUGUCAAACCUCUGAUGCCUCUUGAGCAGAAACCCGGGUGGUCACAGCUACUGCGUCUGAGCCACAGCUCUUGUCUGAGAAAUCUGGACCCUACCUCCUGGCCUUCUGCAGCUUUUUCAGCCCUGGACUACAUUUGUCUGAAGGCUUCACUACAAGACCCAAACUCUGCCCUGUGUUCUCUGAACUCUGCACAUCUCCAGGAAAAGAACCAGAAAACCAAUCAGUCCUGAUAGUUCUAGAAAACAUGCCCCAUUGGUUGGUGACUUUCAGGGAUGUGGCCAUCGACUUCUCUCAGGAGGAGUGGGAAUGCCUUAGCUCCACUCAGAGGGAUUUGUACAGGGAUGUGAUGUUGGAGAACUACAGCAACCUGAUCUCACUAGCUGGAUGUGCGAUCCCUAAACCAGAUGUGUUUUCUUUAUUGGAGCAAGGGAAGGACCCCUGGAUGGUGACAAGAGCCAUGACAAGAAGAUGGAGCUCAGACUUGGAAUCCAGUUUUGAGACCAAAAAGUCAUCUCCAGAAAAGGGAGCUUAUGAAAUGGAAUCACUGCAGUGGGAAAAUAGGAGGAAACCUAUCAGCCAUAAUUUUGAUUACAAUGGUCUUAGAGAUAAUAUGGAGGGCAAAGGCAAAUUUGAGGAUCAACAGGGAAGUCAGGAAGGACUUUACAUGCACAUGAAAAUUACCUAUGGAGAAAAGGCCACCCAAAGCCAUUCUGUGUCACCUACUCUUCAUCAGCUAAAUCCUACCAGGGAAAAAUUGUACAAAUGUAAGGAAUAUGAACAAGCUUUCAGCUACCUGUCAUGCCUUACUCCACAUGAGAAAAGCCCUAAUAAAGAAAAACACUCUGAAGUUAAGAAACGUAGGAAGACCUUCAGCAAAAAGCCAACAUAUAUUCAACAUCAGAGGAUUCAGAAUGGUGAAAAGCCUUAUGAGUGUAUGGAAUGUGGGAAGGCCUUUGGUCGUAGUUCUGAUCUGAUUCAACAUCAGAAAAUUCAUACUAAUGAAAAACCUUAUCAGUGUAAGGCAUGUGGGAAAGCUUUUAUUCGUGGUUCACAGCUCACUGAACAUCAGAGAGUUCAUACAGGAGAGAAACCAUAUGAAUGUAAGAAAUGUGGAAAAGCCUUUAGUUAUUGUUCACAAUAUACUCUCCAUCAGAGAAUUCACAGUGGUGAAAAACCCUAUGAAUGCAAGGAAUGUGGGAAGUCCUUUAUUCUUGGCUCUCAACUUACUUACCAUCAGAGAAUUCAUAGUGGUGAGAAACCCUAUGAGUGUAAGGAAUGUGGAAAGGCCUUUAUUCUUGGUUCACACCUUACUUAUCAUCAAAGAGUUCAUACUGGUGAAAAGCCUUACAGAUGUAAAGAAUGUGGGAAGGCCUUUUUAUGUGCCUCCCAACUUAAUGAACAUCAGCGAAUCCAUACAGGUGAGAAACCCUAUGAAUGUAAAGAAUGUGGGAAGGCCUUUUUUCGUGGCUCACAACUUACUUACCAUUUGAGAGUUCAUACAGGUGAGAGACCCUAUAAGUGUAAAGAAUGUGGAAAAGCCUUUAUUUCUAAUUCUAAUCUUACUCAACAUCAGAGAAUUCAUACAGGUGAAAAACCCUACAAAUGUAAAGAAUGUGAGAAGGCCUUCAUUUGUGGCAAACAGCUUAGUGAACAUCAGAGAAUUCAUACAGGUGAGAAACCCUUUGAAUGUAAGGAGUGUGGAAAGGCUUUUAUUCGUGGUGCAUAUCUUACUCAACAUGAGAAAAUUCAUGGUGAGAAACAUUAUGAAUGUAAGGAAUGUGGGAAGACCUUUUUUCGUGCCACACAACUUACAUAUCACCAGAGAAUUCAUACAGGUGAGAAACCCUACAAAUGUAAGGAAUGUGACAAGGCUUUUAUUUAUGGCUCACAACUUAGUGAGCACCAGAGAAUUCAUAGAGGUGAAAAACCCUAUGAAUGUAAGCAGUGUGGGAAGGCCUUUAUUCGUGGUUCACAUCUUACUGAACAUCUAAGAACUCAUUCUGGUGAGAAACCCUAUGAAUGUAAGGAAUGUGGGAAGGCCUUUAGUCGUGGCUCAGAACUUACUCUACAUCAAAGGAUCCAUACUGGUGAGAAACCUUAUGCAUGUGUCCAAUGUGGUAAAGACUUUAGACGUCAUUCACAACUUACUCAACAUAUGAGAAUACAUACUGAUGAGAAACUCCUUGAAUGUAAGGAAUGUGGGAAGGAUUUUAGUUUUGUAUCAGUCCUUAUUCGACAUCAGCGAAUUCAUACUGGUGAGAAACCUUAUGAAUGUAAAGAAUGUGGCAAGGCCUUUGGUAGUGGUGCAAACCUUGCUUACCAUCAAAGAAUUCAUACUGGUGAGAAACCUUAUGAAUGUAGUGAAUGUGGAAAGGCCUUUGGUAGUGGCUCAAACCUUACCCAUCAUCAGAGAAUUCAUACUGGUGAGAAACCAUAUGAAUGUAAAGAAUGCGGGAAAGCCUUUAGUUUUGGAUCAGGCCUAAUUCGACAUCAGAUAAUUCACAGUGGUGAAAAGCCCUAUGAGUGUAAGGAAUGUGGGAAGUCCUUUAGUUUUGAAUCAGCCCUUACUCGGCAUCACAGAAUUCACACAGGUGAGAAACCUUAUGAAUGUAAGGAUUGUGGAAAGGCCUUUGGCAGUGGUUCAAACCUUACUCAACAUCGAAGGAUUCAUACUGGUGAGAAACCUUAUGAAUGUAAAGCAUGUGGAAUGGCCUUUAGUAGUGGUUCAGCCCUUACUCGGCAUCAGAGAAUUCAUACUGGUGAAAAACCGUAUAUAUGUAAUGAAUGUGGGAAGGCUUUUAGUUUUGGAUCAGCCCUUACUCGACAUCAAAGAAUUCACACUGGUGAGAAGCCUUAUGUAUGUAAGGAAUGUGGGAAGGCUUUUAAUAGUGGCUCAGAUCUCACUCAACAUCAAAGAAUUCACACUGGUGAGAAACCCUAUGAGUGUAAGGAAUGUGAGAAGGCCUUUAGAAGUGGUUCAAAACUUAUUCAGCAUCAAAGAAUGCACACUGGUGAGAAGCCCUAUGAGUGUAAGGAAUGUGGGAAAGCCUUUAGUAGUGGUUCAGACCUUACUCAACAUCAGAGAAUUCAUACUGGUGAGAAACCUUAUGAAUGUAAAGAAUGUGGCAAGGCCUUUGGUAGUGGCUCAAAACUUAUCCAACACCAGCUAAUUCACACUGGUGAAAAACCCUAUGAAUGUAAAGAAUGUGGAAAGUCCUUCAGUAGUGGUUCAGCUCUUAAUCGGCACCAGAGAAUACACACUGGUGAAAAACCUUAUGAAUGUAAGAAAUGUGGGAAGAAUUUUGGUACAGGCUCAAGCCUUACUCAACAUCAGAAAAUUCAUACUGGUGAGAAACUUUAUGAAUGUAAGGAAUGUGGAAAGGCUUUUGGGAGAGGUUCAGAGAUUCAGCAACAUAAAAAAUGUCAUACUGGUGAGUAGUAGAUCUGUGAAUUGGAAACUCUAUAAGUUAGAAUUAUGUGGUUAAGGAAGGACACAGGACAGAAAAGAAAAUUCAUACUGGUGAGAGUCACUACAAAUGUAAUUAAGGUACAAAUGCCUUACUUAUGCUUUCUUAGUCUGAAAGAAUUUAUACAGGAAAAGAAAAACCACUCUGAAGAUCUCUGUCUAUAUUCAUUCUUUCAUUGCUUUUGGAAAAUUCAUACUUGUGAAUAUUAAAAAUUAAAAAAACAUUUAUUGUAUUUUGCCUUUAUUUUAAACAUUGAAAAAUUCACUUGGGGGCUAAUCCUGCUACCUUUGUUUUUUUUAUGUUCUUAAUUUUUUGUGCAUUAUACAGAAUUACUAAUCCAUCUCAAAAUUAUUUUAAAUUAUUUAUUGAGGGUCUAAAUUUAGCCUUCUUCCUGUUUCUCAUUUGAAUGCCAUUUAUUUAAUAACUAUAUUUUUGUAUUUUUUAUUGCCUGUUUGAUGGUAAGUUAUAUUUUUAUACAUAUAAAGCAUGGAUAUCGGGUCAGUCUUUGUUUCUAAAUUUGCAUAUCUGUGUUUGUAUCUGUGUUCCAUUUUGUUCGUGUUAAGUUACUGUUACUUUUAAGUAUCCUUUAGUAUCUUGUGGAUCUGUAUCUUUUGUUUUGGAAGAUUGCUUUAUUUUCCUUUUAUAAAGUUUAUACUUCUCUUUUUGCAAAAUAAUUUUUCUCUAUAUUAAUGUAGAUAUGAACAAAGUAGAUAGUUAUCUGUAAUCAUACCAGUCAUAGACAAUCUUUAUCAAACUUUUGGAGCAAACUCUUUAAAACUACAUAUCAUUGUUUUUGACAGAAAGUGUGAUUGUGCUAUACUAUAACCAGCCUUUAAUAUUUGUUGUAAAUAUAUUGGUUAUUCUUUUAUUGGCUUCAAAGUAUUCACCUGUCUUUAUCAAACCCCUAUUUUGUCAAAUAUUGAAAAUUUUACCAUUAUAAAGAGUUAUCUUGAUGGCCCCUUU
Molecule: messenger RNA, 6289 nt
Organism: Neofelis nebulosa (Clouded leopard)
Lineage: Eukaryota; Metazoa; Chordata; Mammalia; Carnivora; Felidae
Product: zinc finger protein 571
Exons: 6
Coding region: 2104-5298 (1064 amino acids)
Biological process (GO): negative regulation of transcription by RNA polymerase II
Molecular function (GO): RNA polymerase II cis-regulatory region sequence-specific DNA binding; DNA-binding transcription repressor activity, RNA polymerase II-specific
Source: RefSeq, a predicted model, not a curated record